This is a messenger RNA of Paramecium tetraurelia, 1566 nucleotides long. RefSeq lists its product as uncharacterized. Gene Ontology annotation, cellular component: ciliary basal body; cilium. Lineage: Eukaryota; Ciliophora; Oligohymenophorea; Peniculida; Parameciidae. The transcript has 4 exons. The record is from RefSeq and is a predicted model, not a curated record. Gene Ontology annotation, molecular function: microtubule binding.
AUGUCUAAGUCAAUUAAGGGAUUAAAUUUAAGUUAGGAUGUGUUGGCAUAGGAGUUGGAUGCAUAAAGAAGAGAUAGGAUGAAAGCAAUAUCGACUCAUAAAAACAUAAAGGAUCGUCUUGAUAGAAUGGAAUAGGAAAGAGAUAUGUUUGGGAAUGAGAAUUUUUUAGUGAAGAGGAGGUUGUCUGAUGAUAAAAGGGAAUUUAUAGACUUGAUUGAAUUUCAUAAAAAGGAAAAGGAGGAGUUAAGAGAGGAGAAGCAAAAAAUAGAGUACGAGUAUGGGGUAUUGCAAAGGAAAAUGUUUGAUAUAGAUGAAGAUUAUAAAAAAAUGAUGGAUAAAUAAAGACAAAUUUUUGAGACAGAUAAAUAACCAUUAAUUGAUAAAAUAAAGUUUUUGGAAGCCAGGUUGGAGAAGAUCGAUGGUUUUCUUCAAACUAAGGCUGAUUUAGAAAGCGAAAGAGAAAAACUGAUCGAAACCUUAGCGCAAGAAAGGAGAGAUAAGCAGAGGGAAUUGGCAGAUAAGGAGAAAGAGAAAGUCAAGGAAACAAGUAUAGAAAUGAUUAUGAAUUAAAUAGAUCAAUUGAGGAAAGAAAUGGAAAAUAAGGUUCAGGAAACCAAGUUAUCAGAAAGAGCAUAAUAAAAAGAAUAAUUGGAAACAACUACUAGAUUAACAGUUUUAUAAAAUUAUUAAAUGACUACAGAGUUAGAAUACCAAUCAAAAUAGACAGGAAAAUUAUUGGGAGAAAGCACAAAGUUAUAAGAGUAAGUAACAAGUUUAAAGAGAGAUAUCGAAAUACACAAGUAAGUUGAAUAGGAAUUAGCAAAAAGAUCUCAUUUUUCUUAGAAAUUAAUUAAGAAAUUGUCAUCAAGAAUCAAGGAUUUAGAAGACUAAUUAGAAUAGAAGGAAUUUGAACAUUAGGAAUUGAAUUCUUAAUAGGCCCGUUAAGAGAUGGAGAAAAUUAGGGAAACAGAAAUUAUGUAAUUGGAAAAAAAAAUAGCCUAAUUAUAAAAUGAUAAUGAAAUUUUAAGAAGUGAGAAUAAUCAUUUACUUACAAAAUUAGAUACCAUAAGAUUGGAUGAGAAUAAAUUUGCUAAUUUAUCAGCUAUUUUAGCAAGUAAUUUGGAAUAUUUAAAGAAUAAUUUUAAUCAUGACAUUAGUGAAAUUAUUGAUCUAUCAGAAUUACGAGAUAAGAGUGUAAGUCAAUGGACAUCGAAUUAGAAAAUAACAAUAAUGAGUAUUUUAUUAAGAUAAACUUAAUAAUACUUGACAAAGAAGAAUUUAAAUAUAUCAGAUACUAAUUAGAUUAACAUUAAUCAUACAAUGACUGAGAAUGCUACAAUAGUAGACAAUAACAAUAAGUCAUUCUAUUUUCCAAGUACUUUAUAACUUAAUUGCUUAGAAAUUAAAUCAGAGGAGGACCAAACAACCUAGUUAAGUUCAAAGAGAUUUUAAGGAGUCCCACUUGACAUUAGCAAUUCUAUUGUUAAGAGCAAUUUGAGAGAUUGGGGAAAGCCAUCAGCAUUAUAGCAAUCUAGUUAAUUAUUACGAAAAUAUAAGUUAAAAUGA